AUGCUUCCAGGUCUAGUCUUCGACGCUAACGGUGGCCGUACGGGCAACUGCUGGGGUGCACCUGACGGUCUUGGAUGCGGUGUCUUUGUUGCGGGGCCUGGAGGGUGCACAAGAACCACCGAGCAGAUGAAAGCAGCAUUCAACAACAUUAGGGCCCAUGACUGUAAGAUAUGCGGCACUGUUACGGACGAUGAUAAUGGCAACGACAAUUGUCAGAUCAGAAUUGACUACGUCACGGGAUGCAACAACUACAAUCAAGGACCUGUCAUUACUCUACCUAUUGCUAGCUUGGGGUUCGGUGUAUGA
Molecule: messenger RNA, 306 nt
Organism: Aspergillus piperis CBS 112811
Lineage: Eukaryota; Fungi; Ascomycota; Eurotiomycetes; Eurotiales; Aspergillaceae
Exons: 2
Coding region: 1-306 (101 amino acids)
Source: RefSeq, a predicted model, not a curated record